AUGAGGGUGCUUCUUCCCUUCUUAAUGCUGGGUUCCGUCACCCACGCCCUCUACUUCUUCCUCGACGGCACGCAAUCCAAGUGCUUCUUCGAAGAAUUGCCCAAGGAUACUCUUGUCGUCGGCCACUACACCGCUGAGGAAUGGGACGACAACGCUCGCUCCUGGUCCAAGCACGACGGCAUCAGCAUAUAUAUCUCCGUCGAUGAAAUUUUUGACAAUGACCACAGGGUGGUCUCGCAACGAGGCCUAGCGUCGGGCCGCUUCACCUUCAGCGCGGCUGAUGCAGGCGAGCACCGACUUUGCUUCACACCAUCCAGCAGUUCUGGUCGCCAGGGUUGGCUUAGCGCCGCCCAGCCGAACGGCGGCAUCCGCCUCUCCCUCGACCUCGCCAUCGGUUCCUCUGAGAUAGAGUCCACCGACAAGUCCAAACUGCAGGACAUCUCCCAGCGUGUCCGCGACCUCAACGCCCGCCUCCAGGAUAUCCGUCGCGAACAAAUCUUCCAGCGCGAACGUGAAGCCGAGUUCCGAGACCAAUCUGAGUCUACCAAUUCCCGUGUGGUCCGCUGGAUGUUCAUACAGAUUGUUGUCCUGGGAAUUACAUGUGCUUGGCAGCUCUCCCACCUGCGGUCCUUCUUCAUCAAGCAGAAGCUCACAUAA
This is a messenger RNA of Durotheca rogersii, 657 nucleotides long. Its product is annotated as emp24/gp25L/p24 family/GOLD-domain-containing protein. Gene Ontology annotation, biological process: Golgi organization; endoplasmic reticulum to Golgi vesicle-mediated transport; intracellular protein transport. Lineage: Eukaryota; Fungi; Ascomycota; Sordariomycetes; Xylariales; Xylariaceae. Gene Ontology annotation, cellular component: Golgi apparatus; endoplasmic reticulum; COPII-coated ER to Golgi transport vesicle. The record is from RefSeq and is a predicted model, not a curated record. The transcript has 3 exons. Bases 1 to 657 code for a protein of 218 amino acids.